AAUAAGAACGCUAUGCGUAUCAGCAUUUAGCUCUUCAGUCAUUACCUGCCACUGAGUAUUUAGCUUGGUUAUAAAUUAGAUAGCGAAUGUGUUAAUCAGAUCCAGAAAGUAAACUAAAACAUGCAUCGUUUUGCACGGGGCUUUGUUUUGUGCGUCCUAACGGCGACCUUCGUGAAGGCUCAGCAUGUUCAGAGAGCCACUGUUUAUUGGGAUGCUGUUCAGAGGUCUGUGGUGCUGAAAGAGGGUGCAAUGGAAGAGGAGGGAGAUGCACUUGGUUAUUUCAAUGAUAGUUUAUCUGUUUCUGGAUGGGGAGUGCUGGAAGUGCAGGCUGGCUAUGGACAAUUCCAGGAGAACGAUGAAAUUACAUAUUUCUUGGCUGGAUACCUUGAAGGAUACCUUACAGCCUCGUAAGUUAAAGUGACUAACCCUUGAGAAAAAG
This is a messenger RNA of Sinocyclocheilus grahami, 439 nucleotides long. RefSeq names its product phospholipase B-like 1. Gene Ontology annotation, molecular function: glycerophospholipase activity. Lineage: Eukaryota; Metazoa; Chordata; Actinopteri; Cypriniformes; Cyprinidae. The record is from RefSeq and is a predicted model, not a curated record. Gene Ontology annotation, cellular component: extracellular region. Bases 121 to 411 code for a protein of 96 amino acids. Gene Ontology annotation, biological process: phospholipid catabolic process. The transcript is spliced from 2 exons.